This is a messenger RNA of Callorhinus ursinus (northern fur seal), 4148 nucleotides long. RefSeq lists its product as uncharacterized. Gene Ontology annotation, biological process: regulation of DNA-templated transcription; positive regulation of apoptotic signaling pathway. Gene Ontology annotation, cellular component: nucleus. The record is from RefSeq and is a predicted model, not a curated record. Lineage: Eukaryota; Metazoa; Chordata; Mammalia; Carnivora; Otariidae. Gene Ontology annotation, molecular function: chromatin binding.
GUACUGGGUGUGCAGGCAGCUGGAUCAGUCUGGGUUGGGGUCAGGGGUUCUCAGAUGCCAUCAACUGGCAGCUGCUGCGUGGGGGUGUGACUCCCCCAAGGGAGAGGGUCCCUAAGAGGCUGGGAAGGGUGGACCUGGGGCAGGGUGGGCAGGGAGCCCAGAGAGUAGGUCCUGUCCAGAUGGGGGGACAAGGCGGAUGCGUUCAUGUCCCCAGAGUGCCAAACCCCAGUGCUGGGUGGUGCCUGCUACCCCCCACACCUCUGGGGUGCCUCUGUACCCCUCUUGUCUUGUACCAAGGGGGCGCACUGUCCGCACCCACCUGUUGCUCACUGCUGUGCUUUCCCUGCAGGUCUGAGUUCACCGACACCAUCCUCUCUGUGCACCCCUCUGACGUGCUGGACAUGCCCGUGGACCCGAAUGAGCCCACCUACUGCCUGUGCCACCAGGUGUCCUAUGGGGAGAUGAUAGGCUGUGACAACCCAGACUGUCCUAUUGAGUGGUUUCACUUCGCCUGUGUGGACCUGACCACGAAACCCAAAGGAAAAUGGUCCCAGGGCCCUCUCGGCCUGCCCGCCUGGCUGGGUGUGCCUCACGCCAUGUUCCGCGCACCAUGCUCCACGCGCUUGGUCGCCAGCGUGGCUGUGGGUGUCGCCUCCACUCUGAUCACUGACGACCCCGGCAUCACACAGGGACGACCAGUUAACUUGAUGGUUCUGUCCACGGUGCGUUCAGGAAAGGAGGAAGAAGAAGUAAGGCUGAUGCCUGGACUAGAAGAGCAAGUUAAUAUAUUCCUUCUUCAUGUUGCAAUAUUUUCUCUUCAUUUUAAAACUACCUUGUUUCAAAUGAUAUUUAAAAACUCAGUGGCCAGUUGUAAUUCUGGAUACUUCCUAAAACAAACAAGAAUCCACCUGAGCCCUGUUUGCACGAGGAGCGAUCUAACGGAGCGAUCUAACGGGGACUCGCCACAGUGACUUCAUUAUUGGAGACUUUGUACUGGCCCCGCGUCAAGCCCAGCAGGCGCGCGUCAAGCCCAGCAGGCGCGCCGAGGAGCCGAGCCUUCUGUGGGGGCUGCGGCGGGGACCGCCCAGCUUGUGCAGUACCGUCACUCUGCAGCUGAGGCGUGAGCCUGCGAGGUCUGUCCCUGCUUCCUGGGGCUGCACCCAGUACCUCUGGAAGCACAUCUGUCCCCGCUGAGGUGCCUACGCUUGUGGGACGUGGCGAGGCCUUACUGGAGGGCGUCUGCCGCGUCCGAGCUCUGGGCCAGGGCCCCUGGCCUGCCUGGGAAGGGCGGGCUCUCCCUGGAGGAGGAGGUCUCUGCUUCGCUGUGCACUGCCUUUUUCGUCUGGACUCCCAGUUCCCUCUGUGAGGGUUUUACCUUCUGGAGUAAAUGGCUCUUCAUUAGCACACGGGUGGUCAUUACCGUGACCGGUCCGCAAGAGACGUGUGACAGACAGCUGAUGAUCCGUUUCUCUGGGAAUUCUCUGACGUUUUUACUGUGAAGAUGAAAUUAUCGUAAUAGCAUGAAGAUCGUGGGUCUGUGUGUAUGUGAAGUGAGUCCAGUCCAGUAAGAGCUGAUUUUUCUAAACCUGUUAUGUCGUACACCAGUCAGCAGCUCAUGUCCGAGGGGACAACGAUUAUGUGAUGCGAUUUGUGAAUUUCUUGUGCCACGCAGUUCUGGAAUGAAACUAGGAAACUAGAGUGUGUUUUCUGUUUAAUCUGCAUUCACCAAACCAAUCUUGAACCCUGUUUUGGGGAAUAAUUGGGGGAAAUUGCAUAUGUUUGGUGUGCUGAGAUCCGUUUGUGAUGGUGCAUAGUGUGACUUCUGGGAGCAUGCGUGGACUCUGAGAUCCUCCAGCAUAUGUUUAGAGGAGCCUGAGGAGUCCCGAAGAAAGAGGGAAACCUGUUUCUGUCCUCGAGGCAGGAAAAGAAAUCCAGGUGGCGGAGUCGAGAUGUCAAAUUCCCAAUUGAAGAAGAAUCUUGUCUUCUUUAUCAGGAGGCCUUCUGGAACGGUGCAGCUGCUUCCUCCAGUGGCCUUGUUUACCGAAUGUUCCCUCCUGUUCUCUAAUACUUCACCAAGGACAGGAGAUGACAUGGAGAGAAACUUGGGGGACUGUGUCCUGCAUGGGCCACUCCUCACCAAGGCAGUUCCUGGUCGGUAAAUGAGAGCUGAAUGUUAACUCCGACGUCAGAGGGCAGGGAGGGUCCCGGUCGACCCCGGGUCUGUGGUUCUUGGCGUGGCAGCCUGCACCAGACCUGCUGUCCUGCCGUCCUUUCUGGGGCUUCCAGGGGACUGACUGCAGGUGAGGUCAGUUCGGAGAGGGCCACCCUUUCCGUCCUGGGCUGGGUGGUUAGGGUAGGGGGUCAGCAGCUGGCCUGACAAGCUAUCCCGGAACCGAAGCCCUCCUCCUGCUCGGAAAGGAGGGGUGGGGGCCUCCGAAUGCACGCCGGCCAGCACAUGCGCCUCCAUCUCAGCCGCAGCCGAAAAUGAGGCUUGUUUGUAUUUAGUAACUUAGCUUUUUGUUAACACAGGUGUUUAAAGAUUGUGGGGAAUAAAUUGUGGAAAAUUGUUUUCUUCACUCUUCUAUCAGUUUUUGUGGAGAGGAUAGGUAAGUACAUGAGUUUGUGAUGAUUCUUUGGAAGGUAGUUUAAUAUUUGCACUGCAUCUUAGAACACUUCCCGGCUGCCGCCAUCAUGGGGAAACCGGUGCCUGGGGGUGUGGGCUGAUGGCUGGGCAGGGCCCUCCCUCACUGCGCAGGAGGGACCCUGACUUCCCUGUCGGGAGCUGGAAUGUGAUGCCGUCCUCCGCUGGUCGCCGUGUAACGGCCCAGCUGCUGGCUUUCUCUUUGUAGGUUCUGUGCCUGGCUGUCUCUAGUGUUUGCUUUUGUCGGUUGCAUAAAUAUCUCCAAAACAACACCCAUAGAUAGAGCUUUGGAGACAAUAAGACAUGAGCAGAGUAGGAAGAUUUAUUCCCUGGAAUGCCGUUUGGACCAGCACGGGUCCGCUGCCCCUCCCUGACUGUGAACGCCGCCGUGACAACGCUGUUUGCUUGGGAAAGACUUUGUCCUGCCACCUGGCCCGGCUCCAGCCCCGUGGGGGUGGUGGGCGCCAGCCGAGGAUCGCCCCGUGAGGCCUGGCCACCUACCUCGGGGUGAUGCCCACCAGACCCUGUCUGCCUGCCGGGCACCAGAUCCGACCCGGAGGCGGCUGCAGAGCCCUGUCCCUUGGGUUGAGGGGGGUCUGGGCUGGGCCCAGAGGUCCCUGUUGCAGCUGCACCUGAGCCAAGGGUGCGGGCCCUCCACAGCUGUGGGGUUUCCUUGUAGGGAAGGAGCCCCUUGUUCAGAGGGGACUCAGCAUGUUCCUUGCUCUCAGCGCUCUGUUAGCAGUCAGCAGUUUGACCAAUAGCCUCUCGUUUUCCUCUGGAACAACACGUGCUACACUUACAAAAGUAAUUUGUUAAAGUGAGCCCCCCACAUCCGUGGUUGUGCUCAUGGAGCUGCUGCAGACCCUGAGCUGAGGCCUGUGUGACUGGGGUCCCCGGGUGGGCAGGUGUGAUAUGCCACUGGCCACGGCCACGGGAGCCUGGUGGCUUCCGGUCUGCACAGGAAUGACGGGGGUUUGCUGGGACGCGUGGGGACGGUGGCCUCGUCCUGGGCGGCCACGCGGCACUCCCGACUGGUAGCUGGCAGCCCUGGCAGGGUCUGCCUCGAGCAAUAACACUGUCCGGAGAACAGCUUCCCCGUGUGGCCGCGGCCAGAAGUCGGACACUCGCUGCGGGCCUUGGACAUAGGAGGUUUUUCUCAGUUGUUAGUGAGCCAUGACUGGUCCCGUUACCUGUGCCGAGAGGAGUUUUAAAACAGAAAGUCUAAGAAAAAUGUUCUCAUUCGGGAGAGAGUUAUGUGAAGUUUCUUUCUUCCUACAAAUGUAUUUUGUGGUGUUCACUUUUACCACAUUUCAUCCAAAAAGAUGAUGCAGCUUUAACAUGAAUGUUACAUUUUAUUUUCAAGGAAUUAUCUAUGUUCCCUUUGUAAAGGAAAGAUAAUAUUGUAAAUCUUUUUAUUAAAUAAUGUAAAGAUGUAUAUCUGUAUUUUUGGAUCAUGUUAUAGAUUAUGGAUAUAUUGUUUAAUAAAUAAAGUAUUUUUUGGAACAAA